This is a messenger RNA of Drosophila innubila, 1762 nucleotides long. RefSeq lists its product as uncharacterized. Gene Ontology annotation, cellular component: early endosome; extrinsic component of endosome membrane; late endosome. The transcript is spliced from 3 exons. The coding region runs from base 213 to 1394 and encodes 393 amino acids. NCBI's taxonomy places the organism in Eukaryota, Metazoa, Arthropoda, Insecta, Diptera, Drosophilidae. Gene Ontology annotation, molecular function: phosphatidylinositol binding. Gene Ontology annotation, biological process: protein targeting to lysosome; early endosome to late endosome transport; endosome to lysosome transport. The record is from RefSeq and is a predicted model, not a curated record.
UCAUUUUGUAAGUUUGCCAGACCUUCAAAUUAACUGUAAAUUUUUUUGCCAGGUGGCAACGUCUUUAAAACAAAAAAAAACAGAAGGAAAAGCGCAAAAGAAAACAAUUACUUACUUACAUAUAUAUGUAAGCAUAUAGAUGAUGCGGGCUGAACAAUAAACAGUCAUGUGGCAAUAAAUAAGCCUAGGAACUAAGAUAUUAAAACAAAGCAAUGUCACUGCGUGCACUCAGGAAACGGGAUACUCAAUUAAGUCAAGGGGCAAGCAGCUCAAAAGCGACACUCUUCAAGAAGGCCAACAACAACAACACAAUAACAUUAACAGCAACAACAGCAACAACAACUACGUCACCUAGACAUUUACUGGCCAAGAAGUCAUCAACAGCGAGCAUACAAAAGCUAAUACGUCAACGCAAGUUGUUAGGACGUGCAACAUAUUCCAAUCCGGAUCUCACGGAAUUCCAAAGGGCCAUUGGGGACAACCUGUUGCGCAGUAAAUCGGAGGGUGAUGUUAGCACAGUGACCCUGGCAGGUAAAACGAUUCGUGGUUUGACGGCAGCCAACGCCAAGUCCGAGGUGUGCCUGCAGCGCAUUAGUUCGCACAGCUACGAGCCCGGCCAAAUUAAGAUGCUGGGCGGAGCACAAUCCCAUCGCGAUCUGUCCGGGGAUCAUAGUAAUCUGGAUUACGAGAAUGGCCGCGCACCGAGGCGAAUGAGCGAGUGCAGCCUGGGCUAUAGUCAGGCCAGUGGUAGUGCCUACUCCCGACGCACCAGCUCCAUGUUUGCCAGCCAAAUGGCGUUGUCCAGUGCAGCACCUGUUGAUCCCAAUGCCGUGUUGCGUGUACCCAUUAUUGGCUAUGAGGUGAUGGAGGAGCGUGCUCGCUUCACCGUUUACAAGCUGCGUGUGGAGAAUCCGGAUACCAGGGACUGCUGGCUGGUCAUGCGACGCUACACGGACUUUGUGCGUCUCAAUGGGAAACUGAAGCAAGUGUUUCCACAUGUCAAUCUGUUGCUGCCGCGCAAGAAACUCUUUGGCGACAAUUUCAAUGCGGUCUUCUUGGACAAUCGUGUGCAGGGUCUUCAAAUGUUUGUCAACUCCAUUAUGGUCAAGGAGCAGCUGCGCAAACACAAAUUGGUGCGGGAAUUCUUUUGCUUGGACGAACCGCCCAGCUACUCGGAAUCAAUGGAGGAAUGUCGUGCAAUAUUCGAGGCUCAGGAGGAGACCAUAGCACAUCUGAAACUGCAGAUACAGACCAAAAACGAUCACAUACUCAGUUUGCAGCAGAAGUUGCGCGAGGAAAUGAUCGAGAAGGAGCAGCUCAGGGAGGAUUUGAAAAAUAUCAAUCUGGAUUGCUCACACUGCUCCUCGGCAAACGAAAGCAAUUCGCUCAAGUAGCUUAAAGGAUCAGCAAUCGCAAGGAUUCAACGUGUGCGUGUGUGUACAAUAUUAUGCUGAGCAUAACUCUAUGCACUCGCACGGCAUAUAAAUAAGUAUAAAUCCAACAACUCCAAGUGCAUAUCAGGCGCAAAAAAGGCUCACUUAUACAGUGCUUUAGUAUUCAGUUCAUAACAUAAGUCCAAAAGAAAUACAAGUAUAUAUUUUAUAUAUGCGAGUUUUUACUCAAUGAUGAUUGAUUUAGGCAUAGGCACCAUACAAUUUACAAGAUUAAAAUCUACAGUUUAUUUACUAGACUUAUCCGACAAUAAUUGGAAUUAAUCAGGCACAUUAAUAAGCCCAAAUGCGAUACAAAUACAUAUACCUAA